Molecule: messenger RNA, 2097 nt
Organism: Mesorhabditis spiculigera
Lineage: Eukaryota; Metazoa; Nematoda; Chromadorea; Rhabditida; Rhabditidae
Source: the annotation of a GenBank genome assembly
AUGGGAGAGCCGCUUUAUGAUCAAGUCGUAGGGAAGGUAUCUGAAGGCAAGCUCGGUCGUCCUUGCCGGAUCUAUGCGCCAGUAGGCACCCACGAGACGCUGUUGGCGUAUCUUGUCCGUCGACUCUUGGAAAACGGUGCCAACACCUCCUUCGUCAACCGCAUUGCUGAUCACUCGGUAUCAAUUCAGGAACUGGUUGCCGAUCCAAUCGCCUUGGUCGAAGGUCAAGGCGCCAAAGAGGAUGCCACCGAGAAAGACGUGGAUAACGCGUUGCAGUGUGCUGUUGCCGCAGGGCCCAUCUGGCAGUCCACACCAGCACAACAGCGCGCCGCCAUCUUGGCGCGUGCAGCUGAUCGGAUGGAAGCGCAGAUUCAGCCACUUAUGGGCUUGCUCACCCGGGAAGCCGGCAAAACCUACGCCAAUGGCAUUGCCGAAGUGCGUGAGGCUGUCGAUUUCCUGCGCUACUACGCAGUGCAGGCCGCUCGCGAGCUGGACAACGAUAACCACCGUCCACUAGGCCCGGUGGUAUGCAUUAGCCCUUGGAACUUUCCGCUGGCCAUUUUCACCGGUCAGAUAGCGGCCGCUCUGGCAGCGGGCAAUCCCGUUCUGGCCAAGCCCGCUGAACAGACCCCUCUCGUGGCCACCCAAGCCGUACGAAUUUUGCUUGAUGCAGGUAUUCCAGAAGGUGUGCUGCAGCUUUUGCCAGGGGAUGGUGCCCGCGUAGGGGCCCGACUGGUCAAUGAUGCUCGUAUUCGCGGCGUCAUGUUCACCGGCUCGACCGAAGUCGCCCGGCUCUUGCAGCGUUCGUUGGCGGGUCGAUUGGACUCACAGGGUCGAACGCUGCCAUUGAUUGCCGAAACCGGUGGCCAGAACGCCAUGAUCGUCGACUCAUCGGCGCUCACCGAACAAGUUGUUCAGGACGUUGUGGCGUCGGCAUUCGACAGCGCCGGUCAGCGUUGCUCGGCACUGCGUGUCCUGUGUGUUCAAGAGGACGUUGCUGACCGCGUUCUGGAAAUGCUGCGCGGUGCGAUGGCUGAGUGUCACGUGGGUAACCUCGAGAUGCUGAACAUCGACGUGGGCCCGGUAAUCGAUGGUGAAGCGCGUGACAUGAUUGAGCGACACAUCGGCGCCCUUCGUCAGAAGGGACGUAAGGUGUUCCAAGGCACACGCAUCCAUGCUGACUCCACACACGGUACCUUCCGUCCCCCGACUGUCAUCGAGCUUGAGGAUUUUGACGAGCUUGAGCGCGAAAUCUUCGGCCCGGUCCUGCACGUGAUUCGUUAUGCGCGCAAGGAUCUGCCUGCGCUGCUGGAGCAAAUCAAUGGAACGGGCUAUGGCCCUUCUCUUGGCCUGCACACACGUAUUGAUGAAACCAUUGCCUCGGGGUGCAACCGUUCGGCGGCGAAGGACUUUCCGGAACGGGCCCGAAAGCAGGGGCCCCUCUAUCUGCUGCGCUUGCUCUCCAAUUGCCCUGCCGACUCUGCCAGCAAGGUACUGAAUCGACGUGACGUCCACGGUGAAGCGGAGUCCGAAGGUCGUCAGCGCCUGCAGGUGCCUUUGAAAUCUCUAAUCGCCUGGGCUCAAAACCAACCUCCAGAAGCGGUUGGAGCCCUCAUUGAAUUUGUUCGCUUGUCCGAGAGUGGUACCACUCGAGUGCUGCCCGGCCCUACUGGUGAGCGUAAUACCUAUUCCAUCCUGCCUCGCAACCGGGUGCUUUGCCUGGCUGAACGCAAGAGCGAUCUCCUGAUCCAGCUGGGCGCCGCAUUAGCUGUCGGCGCAGGCGUACUGCUUUGCGAAUCCACCGGUGAUAUCUACCCAUUCGUCAAACAGCUACCGACAGAUGUGCAGGCACGCAUCGAUAUCACUGCGGAUUGGACGAGCGACACGGCUGACUUUGAUGCCGUUAUCUACCACGGCGACUCGGACAGGCUACGCCAGGUAUCUCAGGCGAUCGCAGUUCGCCCCGGAGCAAUCAUUGGUGUUCAAGGUCUGGAAGCGGGUGAUACGGCAAUCAACCUGGAGCGCUUGGUGAUCGAGCGUGCUGUCAGUGUCAACACGGCCGCUGCCGGUGGUAACGCCAGCCUGAUGUCGAUCGGC